Messenger RNA from Sinocyclocheilus anshuiensis, 711 nucleotides. Its product is annotated as cytochrome c oxidase subunit 5A, mitochondrial-like. Gene Ontology annotation, biological process: mitochondrial electron transport, cytochrome c to oxygen. Bases 110 to 535 code for a protein of 141 amino acids. NCBI's taxonomy places the organism in Eukaryota, Metazoa, Chordata, Actinopteri, Cypriniformes, Cyprinidae. Gene Ontology annotation, cellular component: mitochondrial inner membrane; respiratory chain complex IV. The record is from RefSeq and is a predicted model, not a curated record. The transcript is spliced from 5 exons.
AGUCACACGCCAGUCGCGUGUUAGCAGGUCGGCUAGCUUAACUAGCGUCCGCAGCGCGAACCUGUAGUUCUUCAGUCCGAGCUGCGCGUGAGCCCCGGUGAGCCGCAAUAUGUUCAGAGCCGCCCUUCGACUCUCAGUCUCCGGUGCUCGGAGUUUAACAAGGUCACGGCCGCAAUAUACAGCUUCAGUAGCUGCUCGUUCUUAUUCCCAUGGCAAACAGGAGACAGAUGAAGAGUUUGAUGCCCGCUGGGUCACUUACUUCAACAAGCCAGACAUCGAUGCUUGGGAGCUGAGGAAAGGAAUGAACACUUUGAUCGGUUAUGACUUGGUACCUGAGCCAAAGAUCCUGGAGGCAGCCCUGAGAGCGUGUCGGAGGCUAAACGAUUUGGCCAGUGCCAUCCGCAUCCUUGAGGCAGUCAAGGACAAAGCUGGCCCACACAAAGAAAUCUACCCCUACGUUCUUCAAGAGCUGCGGCCUGCCCUCAAUGAGCUUGGUAUCCCUACACCUGAGGAGCUUGACAUUGACAAAGCAUAGAUGUCUGUGAUUGUAAGUCUUCCAGGAGACUGCUGCUCUUCUCUGGACUGAGUAGACCACUGUACUUGAAGUCUUUGCCUCGUGUCAUGGUGUUUGUGUUAUAUUUAACUGGCCUUUAUUAUGUUCUUUUGCUUGUAAAAUAUUGAUGGACCUAAUAAAGGGAGAUUUAUCUUUAC